This is a messenger RNA of Glycine soja, 2111 nucleotides long. RefSeq names its product common plant regulatory factor 1-like. Gene Ontology annotation, cellular component: nucleus. Gene Ontology annotation, biological process: regulation of DNA-templated transcription. The record is from RefSeq and is a predicted model, not a curated record. Gene Ontology annotation, molecular function: sequence-specific DNA binding; DNA-binding transcription factor activity. The transcript has 13 exons. Lineage: Eukaryota; Viridiplantae; Streptophyta; Magnoliopsida; Fabales; Fabaceae. Bases 834 to 2111 code for a protein of 425 amino acids.
UAUGUGUGUGAAAGUUUGAAGUUUCAUGGUUUGGGAGUGAGUGAAAGUGGAAUAGAUUAUAUGCUUCAGUUUAGAUUUUUCUUCUUUGGAAACACCAAAACAACUUAAGGAUACCGUAAAUUUGUUGUUUCUUUUUUUCCUUUUUUGAAUUUUUAGCUAAUUAAACAAGAAGGUUCUAAUUGAGGUUCAACUGGAUCUCGUUUUGCAUCUGCGACAGUUUUGAAUUUGAGUGCUUUCUAUGUGUUGAUUUGCUUAGUGAAGCGUUUUUCAUUUCACGUUGAUUAUUUUUUUUCUUUUGGACUCAUGCUAAUUUUGUGAAAUUCGUUUUCCUGUAACUGAAGAGGGUCUGGAUCGGAGCUCAAAUCUGUUAAAUUAUUGUCUGUGGACGUUAAGGUAGCUAAUUCAGGAGUUUCAUUCGUUUUCUCAGCUUCCUUGAUUCGUGUGAAAGUGAAAAAUGUUUUGUUUGGAAGGGUAUUUUUGUCAUUUAGCUACCGGAUGGUGUUGUUGGGACGGAUUAUAUAGUAGGUCUGUUGCGUGUGUCCUUCCCUUUCUAUCCGGCUUGUGGAGUGCUCAAAUGACAGAAUUGACCAUCUACCAUUCUGUCUUUGACUCUUGUGUCCACCUUGGAUUGAAUUAUCUGUAGCUUUCCAUUAAUACUGCAGCCUUUACUGAAAGGUAUUUGUGAAAUCUCACUCUCUAAAACAAGGAAACGGUGAAGUUGAACUGUGUUGUGUUGGUACCUUCUCUGAUGGCCCGUUGAGACAUUUUUCAAGAAGUAGUAAAGCUCCUUCUACAAUAUUUUUUGACUUGGUGCUUUCCUUUUGGAUCUUACAAUGGGAAACAGUGAGGAAGAGAAAUCUACUAAGACUGAAAAGCCUUCUUCACCUGUAACAAUGGAUCAGGCGAAUCAGACCAACCAGACCAAUAUUCAUGUCUAUCCUGAUUGGGCAGCCAUGCAGGCAUAUUAUGGGCCAAGAGUCACCAUGCCACCAUACUACAACUCAGCUGUUGCUUCUGGUCACGCUCCUCACCCGUACAUGUGGGGGCCACCACAGGUACCUAUGAUGCCACCUUAUGGGCCUCCUUAUGCAGCAAUUUAUCCACAUGGAGGGGUUUAUACUCACCCUGCAGUUCCUAUUGGGCCACUUACACAUAGUCAAGGAGUUCCAUCUUCACCUGCUGCUGGGACUCCUUUGAGCAUAGAGACACCACCCAAAUCAUCUGGAAAUACUGAUCAGGGUUUAAUGAAGAAAUUGAAAGAGUUUGAUGGACUUGCAAUGUCAAUUGGCAAUGGCCAUGCUGAAAGUGCAGAGCGUGGAGGUGAAAACAGGCUCUCACAGAGUGUGGAUACUGAGGGUUCCAGUGAUGGAAGUGAUGGCAACACUUCAGGGGCUAAUCAAUCAAGAAGGAAAAGAAGCCGUGAGGGAACACCAACCACUGAUGGAGAAGGGAAAACUGAGAUACAAGGCAGUCCAAUUUCCAAAGAGACUGCAGCUUCUAAUAAGAUGUUGGGAGUUGUCCCUGCCAGUGUUGCAGGAACAAUAGUUGGACAUGUAGUUUCUUCAGGUAUGACCACUGCACUGGAGCUGAGAAAUCCUUCCAGUGUUCAUUCUAAAACAAGUGCCCCACAACCUUGUCCAGUAUUGCCUGCAGAAGCUUGGGUACAGAAUGAGCGUGAGCUGAAACGGGAGAGGCGGAAACAGUCAAAUCGAGAAUCUGCUAGAAGGUCCAGACUAAGGAAGCAGGCUGAAACUGAAGAACUGGCACGAAAAGUUGAAUCCUUGAAUGCUGAGAAUGCAACACUGAAAUCAGAAAUUAAUCGACUGACUGAAAGUUCUGAAAAAAUGAGGGUGGAAAAUGCUACAUUAAGGGGAAAACUUAAAAAUGCUCAACUGGGACAAACCCAAGAGAUAACUUUGAAGAUAAUUGACAGCCAGAGGGCUACACCUGUAAGUACAGAAAACUUAUUAUCAAGAGUUAAUAAUUCCGGUUCUAAUGAUAGAACUGUGGAGGAUGAGAAUGGUUUUUGCGAAAAUAAACCAAACUCUGGUGCAAAGCUGCAUCAACUGCUGGACACAAGUCCUAGAGCUGAUGCUGUGGCAGCUGGUUGA